This is a messenger RNA of Lucilia cuprina (Australian sheep blowfly), 1539 nucleotides long. RefSeq names its product gram-negative bacteria-binding protein 2 (gene GNBP2). Gene Ontology annotation, biological process: carbohydrate metabolic process. NCBI's taxonomy places the organism in Eukaryota, Metazoa, Arthropoda, Insecta, Diptera, Calliphoridae. The transcript has 4 exons. The coding region runs from base 100 to 1458 and encodes 452 amino acids. The record is from RefSeq and is a predicted model, not a curated record. Gene Ontology annotation, molecular function: hydrolase activity, hydrolyzing O-glycosyl compounds; carbohydrate binding.
GUCAUAGUUAUCAAGUCUUAAACUAAGGAACGCGCUAUUUUUUCGCUACCUCGAAAUCUUUGUGUUUUUUUUCAUAAUAUUAUAAAUCACAUACGAAAGAUGAUAAAGUUUAUAAAUUUUUUUAUAAUAAAUAGUAUUCUUUUCUUUACAAUUUGUUUAUGUUAUGAAGUACCUAAUGUUGAAUUAAAUUUAAUAGAUAAGGGAUUUUCUUUGACUUUAAAAGACGAACCGGGCCUAAAACAAGUUUUUUACAUUAUCAAAAUAAACGAUGAGUGUCCCACGCUAAUGGAUCUACUCUUUGAACCUCAACCCGACUGGACAACAACACAAACAUCAAAAGUCCUAACAUCCCAAGAUAAAGUAAACAUUUCUUUAUUGGUCAAUUAUCGCGGCGAAGCCUAUACGUCCUAUCAAUAUAUAGUAAUUGGAGAGAAUACGGUUGGCAUUAAGGCGGCACCAACACUUCAGAAUAACAAUGAAAAUUGUGGCGAUACUCGCGUUGCGGUAGAAUGUGAAAAAGCCCAAACGAUCGUCUUAGGUAUGUCCAAUUUAUGUCAGGGUCAAUUGAUAUUCGAAGAUAAUUUCGAUAAUUCACAAUUAAAUAUGAACAAAUGGCGUUACGAUAUAAGACAUCGUUUGAUUGGUACCGAUUCAGAAGAAUUUGUUGUAUUCGAUAAUCAUGCCGAAAAUAUUUUCAUACAUGAAGGCUAUUUAAAUAUACGUCCCAAAUUGACACAAGAGAAUAUGAAGGAGGCUAAAUUGAAUUUUGGUUCUAGAUGUACGGCAUUUGCUAAUCGUAAAAAGGAAUGUGAAUUAAUACCUCAACCUCAUUUCAUAUUUGUACCACCAUUCAAUUCAUCACAAAUUUAUACCAAGAACACGUUUCAAUUUCAAUAUGGACGAAUUGAGGUUAAGGCGAAACUACCAAAAGGAGAAUGGAUUUUACCGUAUUUGAUGUUACGAAACGAUGACGCUUUAAGUGAAAAGCAAAUACAUAUUGCCUUUGCCCGAGGUAAUGAAGAACUAUUAACCACCGAUAAUAUCGAUCUUAGUGGUAAAAUUCUAUAUGCUGGCCUUGUAAUAGAUGUGGAGAAAAAUGAAACACAUUUUGAACAAAAAGCCUCAAAAGAACAUUUUGGCAAUGAUUUCCAUAUUUAUACGUUGACUUGGAAAUCAAAUGAAAUCACAAUGGAAGUGGAUGGUAUUAAAUAUGGCACAAUUACGGGAAAUCUGGAGCAGUUAAAUACAAGUAAUAAUUUCUUUUUCAUUACUUUUGGCGUUUCCGUGGGUGGUCAUAUAUAUUUUCCCGAUAAUUUACAGCAGCCAGAUAAUAAACCCUGGUCGAAUACCUCACCCAGAUCGAUACGUGAUUUCUGGCGUUAUAUUAAUAGUGGCAAAUUAAAAUGGUCCGGUAAUGAGACUUUACAAAUUGACUAUGUUAAAGUUUAUGCCGUUUAAUCGAUUUAGGAUAUAGCAGCAAUUGUGAUACUUAAAUUUUUAUUAAAAAAAGUGUUUAAAAAAUAAUUUUUUAAAAUUUAA